Messenger RNA from Symsagittifera roscoffensis, 763 nucleotides. Its product is annotated as myophilin-like. Gene Ontology annotation, molecular function: actin filament binding. The transcript has 5 exons. Gene Ontology annotation, cellular component: actin cytoskeleton. Gene Ontology annotation, biological process: actin filament organization. Lineage: Eukaryota; Metazoa; Xenacoelomorpha; Acoela; Convolutidae. Bases 150 to 605 code for a protein of 151 amino acids. The record is from RefSeq and is a predicted model, not a curated record.
GGGACUUAAUAAUCGCCCGUGCCGUGGAAACUGAACAGCAAACGUUGCCUGGCAAACCAAUUCAUUCUCAUUUAUUCUAGUUGCAACUCAACUUAUUGCACAAAAUUCAGCAACUUGUGAUUUUGAACGAGUAUACAUAAGGUGUCAUAAUGCCGACUGAGAGCAUCAAGGAGAGUGAAGUGAUGGAGUGGGUGGCGGCUAUUUUGGCACCCACCGGAGUAGUAGUUCCCAAGGGAGACAUCAAGACAGUCCUCAAGGACGGAACCAUCCUCUGCAAACUGAUAGCGGCGCUACCUGACGGAAAAGUUGGAAAAUACAACAAAAAGGCAGCCGGCAAGUUUCAGAUGAUGGAGAAUGCGGACGCGUUUGUGAAAGCGAUGAAGGCAUACGGAGUGUCUGACGACGAUUCAUUCGCCUCGGUGGACUUGGUAGAGGCGAGAGGUAUCAACCAAGUCAAGAUUGCACUGCUGUCACUAGCCCGAAAGGCCCAAGUGAAAGAGGGCUACAAUGGACCUACUUUGGGAGUAAAAGAGGCGACUGAGAACAAACGAGAGUUCACGGAGGAACAACUGAAUGAGGCUAAGAACAUUCCGCGUGCAUGGUAACACUUUGCUAAAAGGCGCGGAAUAAAAUUAGCAAAAAAAAACUGAGUAUAAGAUAACAUGUUUCCCAUUUAAUUGUUAAGUAAUUACAAUUACAACAAAUCUCAAAAAUUCUAAUCACGUUGUAUUGAUACAAAUAUAAUAUUGAGUACUAAUUAAAA